GCAGGAUAAUCGCUAUAUUAUCCCAUGUCAGUUGGUAUCAGAGCCUAUCAGAUCCAAUGGAAGAUCGUUGUGGUCGCGGUAGGUAGUUUUCGAUGGAGGAAGCCAAGUACCGUGAAAGACGGUUGUGGAAUGUUGAUUUACAGAGGCAAGUUGCAGAUUAACCCAAUGUCUAGCUGAGGUGAUGUGAGAUCAUGAAGUUCGCGAGGUAUGUGGUCAAGAAGAUCGACAUGGAGAUAUGGGAAUUCGAGUUGAUCUACUCGAAUUUUCUGGUAUGUUACAGGCAUAUAAUGUUGUUGAUUGAAUCAAUAAGUGGAGCGAUUCUUCGACUAUAAGCAAGUUCUCGAUUGGAUGAAGGUGAAGCUGAUUGCCAUCAUACUCAAGGGUCGAGCAUUGGCGUAGUGGGAGCAGUUGCGGUGCUCACGAGACAGACAUGGCAAAACGAAGAUCAAGGGUUGAGAGAAGAUAAAUAAAAAGAUGAAAGAUCACUUUCUUCCUUUUGGGUACCCUCAAACUUUGUUCCAAGGACGAUUAGGUUUUGCCAUGAAGGACGAUAGCUUCAAUGCCUGAGUUGAUCUUGACCGAUUCGAAGAUAAUUUGGAGGAAGAAGCUGACGAGGUACUUUAUGGCGAUGACUCUGAGACCUUAAGCGAUCGUGAGAGUUUGUUGAUUUUCAAGGAUUCACUGGUAGAAUCAUAUAAACAUAUUCACUAGUACUUUAUGAAAGGCUUUGUCUCAAGCUCGGACUUACCAGGUGCACAACAACAAGACAAUCACCCAGAUCUUGAUGAAUCAGAACAUGUUUGGGAAGAGAUAAAGAUAAAUUAGAUAGUAUUCAAAGUCAAAGCUUUGGUUGAGGAUGAAGAUGCAGAAAAGAAAUCAAAUGCCAAUGUGUUCAAAUCCCAAGAUCCCCUAGCUUGUGGGAAUGAUUUUGAGAAGGAUAAGUUUAAAAAAUGAAAACAUUCAUGGAAAGAUUGGCCACACCACCACCCACCCCCAUCGCCCUAUUCCUGAAACACAAACCCUAAUUUUUCCUUCGCUAGAUGCCUUCUUGUACCAAAAACCCAUGGCUACCGCCACUGGAUCGCUAGAGCAUGGUCCGGCUUGCCAUUGCCUCAGUCGUGAAAGACUAGCGUUGGUCCGACCUUGACGGAUCCGCCCGCAUCUCCGCCUCCGCUGCACAUGAAGAUAGCGAUGAAGACAUGGAUGAUGCCGAAAUCGAUCCUGUGAGUCCCAGCAUUUCUUGCAGGACACCCGGAUGUUGUGACCCGACGGAGAGUUGGCGUCUUCGCACUGAGUUUGAGUUUUUCUGCCGUCGAAUGGCUGUGAAGCUAGAUUUGGUUGAUGAAAAUCAUAGUGAAUCCUCCUCUGAAGAUUCUGUCUUUGACGCCUAGGUAAAGCCAGAGUUUGAUCCGAUGAAGUCCAUGCACUCGGGGAUGAACGACGUCGUGUGGGCGGAUGUGGCAGGCGACGAGGACGGUGCAUCAUGGGCCAAAACAAGCGCUGCGGGCGCUAGCAGCGGCGCAAUGGCCGAUGGUAAGAGCAUCAAUCUGGGCGAGGGCGUUGCGUAUGGCACCAUCGUCCAAGCCAUUAUUAUCAGUGGCGAGAGCAAAAAGGCCAUUGGGAAUGGCAGCAACAUUGGCCAUCUCGAAGGCGAGGAGGAAUGAGAUGAGCACAGAAGGAAGUAGAAUAUGGAAAGAGUUGUCUCGAAUCUCCAGAAGAAUCUGAAGGUAUUCUCACCGGAGCAGAUUGAGUUUGCAAAGAUGUUGUUACUAGAGCGACAAAAACAUCUAAUUGAGGAUUGGCCAGAGUCAGGUGUUGAUGAUGGGUAGAAAAAGGAUUUCUUUGAGCAGGUUGCUAGGCUCAAUCCAAGUUAUCCUGGUGGUUUGAGUUCAUAUAUUCAGAAUGCAAAGAGGCUCUUAGCAGAUUCAAAAGUUGGUAAAAAUCCCUAUGAUGGCUUUACUCCUUCGGUAUUGUCAAGACAAGUUCUGACAUUCGGAGAUGAUAACUUCAUCAGGUUGGAAGAGGCUGGCAUUAAAGAAGCCAUGAAAUCAGCAUUUGUUCUUGUUGCAGGAGGCCUUGGUGAAUGUCGUGGAUACAAGGGUAUUAAAUUGGCUUUCCCUAUGGAAACCACCACUGGCCGAUGCUUUAUUCAGCACUGCAUCGAAUCUAUUCUAGCUCUGCAGAAAUCUCAUUGUAGACUAGCACAAGAUCAACGUCAAUCAGAGAUUCCUUUGAUAAUGACUUCUGAUGACGCUCAUGCUCCGACGAUAAAGCUGCUGAAAUCAAACAAUUUUUUUGGAAUGAAAUCCACACAAGUGACAUUACUUAAGCAGGAAAAACUAGCUUGCCUAGAUGAUAAUGAUGCAAGGUUAGCAUUAGAUCCCAAUGACAAAUAUAAAAUUCAGACAAAGCCUCAUGGUCAUGGCGAUGUGCAUGCACUGCUUUAUUCUAGAGGACUUCUCAAUAAAUGGAAACAAGAAGGUAUAAAGUGGGUCCUGUUCUUCCAAGAUACUAAUGGGCUACUCUUUAAGGCAAUUCCAGCUUCCUUGGGAGUUAGCGUGACAAAGGGUUACCAUGUCAAUUCUCUUGCUGUUCCUAGGAAGGUGAAGGAAGCUAUCGGAGGAAUAACAAAGCUUACUCACACGGAUGGGAGGUCAAUAGCCAUAAAUGUGGAAUAUAAUCAUAUGGAUCCAUUGCUUUGAGCAAUUGGGCAUGCUGAUGGAGAUGUGAAUUGUGAGACAGGUUUUUCUCCAUUUCCAGGAAACAUAAAUCAGCUUAUUUUGGGAUUUGAGCCAUACAUGGAGGAACUUAACAAAACUGGAGGUGCUAUUUCAGAGUUGUUAAUCCAAAUUACAAGGAUUCCACAAAAACCGCCUUCAAAUCAUCAACUCGAUUGGAGUGCAUGAU
Zingiber officinale is the source of this 2907-nucleotide messenger RNA. RefSeq names its product UDP-sugar pyrophosphorylase-like. Lineage: Eukaryota; Viridiplantae; Streptophyta; Magnoliopsida; Zingiberales; Zingiberaceae. The coding region runs from base 2043 to 2702 and encodes 219 amino acids. The transcript has a single exon. The record is from RefSeq and is a predicted model, not a curated record. Gene Ontology annotation, biological process: UDP-N-acetylglucosamine biosynthetic process. Gene Ontology annotation, molecular function: UDP-N-acetylglucosamine diphosphorylase activity.